CAGUGGAAGGAAACGUUUCGGUUUAACAACGGAAAGAUGCACUUAUGGUCUAUCAGAUAUGUUAUGUAACCUUACAUGUAGAAGUGCUUGUGGUAUAGGUGAUAUCAUUACAUGAAUCAUUGGUACAUAGUUGAAAUCUAUCCAAUAUGUCUUGGUCGCAGGUAAAUAGUAGUGAAAUAAGCAGCACCAAUUCUACCAUAAACAUCACGAAUUCAGAAGAACUGUUACGGACAUUGAACGAUAAACUUGCCUUACGAUAUCUUCCGGUCAUCAUCUACAUGUUCUUACUGAUAUUUACUGGAUUAUUUGGGAAUAUUCUCGUCAUUAUUGUGUAUGUUCGAAAGAGAAUAAAUUCGUCACUCCAUUACUUUAUAAUUAACCUAGCAGUGCUUGAUCUUUUGACGGUGGUCAUCGGAAUGCCGACGGAGAUCGCCGAUCUCCGAUACUCGAUAAUGUUUUACGCACCGGCUGCUUGCAAGGCACUACGAACAGUAGAAUCGUUGUCAACAAUGGGUUCAAUAGUCACGUUAAUGGCAGUCGCUAUAGAUAGAUACAACCGGAUAUGUAAAUACGGUAAACAAAUGACAACAGAGAAGGCAAAACGAAUUUGCAUUAUAGCUAUUGUAAUAGGAAUUGUGACAUGUUGGCCGGCAGGCAUUGUUUUUGGAAAGAAAACUAAAGAUGUUGGAAUUCCUGGUAUUUCUGGGGUGGAUUGUUCUACGGACGAUUCCAUGAAGGAAAACAAAAGAAGAAAGGAAAUAUAUCAGAAAUUCUCUACCGAAAGAAAACAAAGGAACCAACGUCUCUCUCAGGGGAAACUUCUUUCUCGGAUAUUGAAAAGGGCCAAACUAAUGACAAAGACAAACAAAAACAUAAACAUCAAGCAAGCUGUGUUCAUCAAAAGUUAGAAGAGAAGAAAUCACCACACAAAAUACAGGCAUCUAAAACUACUUUGAUGCUAGGGAUUGUAACCGUGGUAUUUGUGCUCAGCUUUCUUCCAUUUCUAACAGUAAUGGUUAUAAGAAAUAUAGUGAAAAAUUUCGAGGAAAUGUUGUCUG
Molecule: messenger RNA, 1058 nt
Organism: Mytilus trossulus (common blue mussel)
Lineage: Eukaryota; Metazoa; Mollusca; Bivalvia; Mytilida; Mytilidae
Product: dopamine D2-like receptor
Exons: 2
Coding region: 147-908 (253 amino acids)
Biological process (GO): G protein-coupled receptor signaling pathway
Cellular component (GO): membrane
Molecular function (GO): G protein-coupled receptor activity
Source: RefSeq, a predicted model, not a curated record